AUGAAUAAGCAAUUGUCAUCGGCAAUUGUACCACCAGAAUACGAUGAGGAAUUGAAUCAUUUGUUUUUUGUCAGAGAUAUUCCUGUGCAAAAUGAUAAUCGCAUGAAAAAAUCUAAUUUACGAAAGAAUUUUUAUAACAUCUAUAAAGCCUUCGUUGAAAAUCGGCAGAAUUUAAUCAAUGAAUUGAGGAAUAUUGCAGAUAAGUCGAUAUGCGUUAAAAAAGGCUGUACUAUUUCUACAAUGACUGGAAGUUCAAUUGGUAUUGCUGGUGGUACUGCAGCGAUUGCUGGAACUGUUGUAUGUCCACCGUUACUUCUCGGAGGAUUGGUUGUUGCUGGACUUGCUACAGCUUCAAAUUUGGGGACGCAAUUGACUGAGUUCAUGCUUUUUCGAAAUAUGGUCAAAAAGGUAGAACUUCUGUCAAAAUACGACAUCGAGUUGAUGAAAGAUAUUGAAGACAUUUAUCAGGAUGCAUUGAAUUCUGACUUGUUUGAAACAAAUGAACAAUCUGAAGGGACUUCCCAGACCAUAGACACCGCAACAAAUGACCUCUCAUCACUAGGACUUCAAAUUGGCGCUAGUGGUGCGAAAGGUGCAACCGCUUUGGGCUUACGAACUGUUGGAAUUCAAGUGACUCAAAUUGGAAGUACACUGAUGCGAGGCGUUGCACGUGGUGCCAUUGGAAUUGGUGUUAUUAUCGAUGGAGUGACGAUGUUUCUUUCAGCGCGUCACAUAGCGAAAGGUUGCUCAACAAAAUUUAGUGAUUGCUUAAAUAAUCUUGCAGAUUUCAAAGAAAAAGAACUGGAAAAAAUUAUGACUAGGAUUGAUUUAAGUAAUUUACUUGUAGAAGAAUAA
Messenger RNA from Acanthocheilonema viteae, 855 nucleotides. The record is from the annotation of a GenBank genome assembly. NCBI's taxonomy places the organism in Eukaryota, Metazoa, Nematoda, Chromadorea, Rhabditida, Onchocercidae.